Molecule: messenger RNA, 269 nt
Organism: Cylicostephanus goldi
Lineage: Eukaryota; Metazoa; Nematoda; Chromadorea; Rhabditida; Strongylidae
Source: the annotation of a GenBank genome assembly
AUGGGAGACGAAGGAUCCAAGAAAUACCUGCCAUCGUUCUGGCAUGAUGAUGUCGCAAUGCAGGGUUAUAUGAGCGUUAUCAAAGCGCGAGCUGUGAAUCCCAUUGACCAUGACCGAAAAAUCAAGUUUUGGGAAAAUCUCAUUGCAAAAUCCUGCGAAGCUGAGGGUAAUGCAAUCAUUAGCGUGGAUUUGCUGAAGAAGAGGUUCCGACGAGGCGAUCAGAUUCCAGCUAGUCUCAACAUCGUCUUGGAGCAUUUAGAGAGGUAGUU